Messenger RNA from Lactuca saligna, 378 nucleotides. NCBI's taxonomy places the organism in Eukaryota, Viridiplantae, Streptophyta, Magnoliopsida, Asterales, Asteraceae. The record is from the annotation of a GenBank genome assembly.
AUGGAAAAUGGAUGGGUGAUGAUCGAACUCUUUCGGACCAAUAGUAAAAGAAGAGAUGUUGAAAUCAAAAUUUUUCUAGAACAAAUUUACGUGGAUUCUUAUUCACGAAAAGAUGAAGUGGUUGUUGAAGGUAUCCUGUUUUUGCCAGAAAAGAAGUUUGAUGGUAAAAAAAUCAGCAAACAAGAUGUUAUGAAUCCUCCAACAUGGGAAAAUUUAUUACCAACCGACUACCAACAACUCCUAGCACGUAGAAAGAUUAGGGAAAACCCUCAAAAUCACGUUCCUAUCAAAACCAAAUGGCAUGCAUACUCCGUUCUUUCCAAGGGUGUUUACAUUAAAGUGACAGGUUCUAAAGAUAUUGAUGUGGUGAGUCUCUAA